Messenger RNA from Etheostoma spectabile (orangethroat darter), 5293 nucleotides. It is a transcript of the gene svild, whose product is annotated as supervillin d. The transcript has 29 exons. Gene Ontology annotation, molecular function: phosphatidylinositol-4,5-bisphosphate binding; actin filament binding. Gene Ontology annotation, cellular component: actin cytoskeleton; cytoplasm. Gene Ontology annotation, biological process: actin polymerization or depolymerization; cytoskeleton organization; actin filament severing. Bases 531 to 5006 code for a protein of 1491 amino acids. The record is from RefSeq and is a predicted model, not a curated record. Lineage: Eukaryota; Metazoa; Chordata; Actinopteri; Perciformes; Percidae.
ACCUGCCAGCAGCAGUAGCUGCCGCCUCUGCACCCUGCUCGUGCAGGACAGAGCCGUGUCUCCUCUAGCUUCGGUUGAGGAUGCGUAGAAGUCAAAACGGUUAAGAAAAGUUUCGAUUUAUUCCCAUUUUUUGUAAUCCAUUCUCGUCGAGGACUAGGACUCGCUCUUGCCGACUGAACGGUAGUCGACUACCAGUGACGUGCUGCGGUUAACGUAAGCAGGAACUUUCCAAAACAUAAAGUCACGUUAGCUAAAUGUGCUGUUAACACCUUUAGUGUGAUAUUUUUUUUGAACAGCUGUCUUACAAGCGUCCCACAGUUAUAUCUCUUUUAUAUAUCUUGUGUUUGCUGUGGCUUGAGCCGACUUCCAUAAAGGACUACAGCACUGGGAUGAUUUUAAUGAAGUGAGACACUGCUGUCAAGGGAGAUCUACAAGAAAGCUGAUCUACAUAUGCGGGUUUGGACAAUUGAAGUUGCAACUUGGGAUCUUCUCACCUUCAUUCGAAACCCUAAACGGCAUUGAACUUUAAAAUGGAUGGAAUAGACACCUUGCAGAGCUUGGCCCCAGAGACCAAGGCUGAGCGAAUUGCUCGGUACAAGGCAGAAAGGAGGAGGGAGCUCGCUGAGCGCUAUGGCAACACAGACGAAUUCACCUCCAAAUAUGUCCGAAGGGACAAGAAAAUUGGUGACACAGCCGAAACGGUGUCUUCAGAUACCAAGGAGAAGGAACAAUGUGAGGAUAAUGGAUCAGAGCAAACGUAUACCAGGAGGGGCGUCAGGAAUAAAGCAGCAGAACCUGUGGAGCCCAAUGAUGAUGAGCAAACCCAGGAAAAAGACGGUACCACUCACCUCAAAACAGACCCAAUUUUAUCAUCUAAAUCAGAAGCUGUAUCCGCCAUGAAGACGUCCUCUCAUUUGAGGCUGCUGGAAACCGAUGACACAGAGGAGCCAAAGGUUGACGAGAAGCAUGUGAACUCAUCCAUGAGGACUUCCAGCAUGUCUCGUUUUAAGGAGCUGGAGGGGUCGGAGGAUGGCAGCAGCCAACGUGCCAACGACAGGGUAAAGUGUCCUCUAAUGAGCAGUAAAACAGAGGAAUCCUCUACCAGCCUUUCCAAAACCGAUAUAAGCAAGUUAAUGGAUGAUCACGAGGCCACGGAUGAAACUUCACGGAAGGAGCAGCAGGAAUAUUCUUCCCCGGGCAAAGAAACGCCUUCCAGACUCCGCUCUGACGGAGCUCUCCCCCUCAGCAAGAACAGAAAUGCCUCUCCCCCUCCCUCUCCUCCCUGCCAGCUUGCCUCGCUGCAGCGCCAGGACUCUGGGCCUCGGGGCAUCAAGGGAAUCCUAAAGAAAAGCCGCUCCACCAGCGUGGAGUCGGACCACAGUGAGGGCUCGACGCCAGACUGUGCGCCAGCCCGACAAAGCAGUGUUACCCUUAGUCACCCUGAGAGCGAGGAGGAGAUGGAGGAGGAGAUGGAGGAGGAGAUAGAGGAAGAGGUCAAUGGGGAAAAUGACAGAGAGGAUGAGUCAUUAACUGAUGAUCUCACAGACGGAGGGAGCUUCAGCAUGGACGGACAACAGAGGGAGGGAAGCAGCAGCAGCAGUAGUAGAACGAGCUUUGAGGAGAGACGGAGUCCCUCGCCUGACGAGAGCCUGGAGAAGACGUCCACAGUGUCGGAGGAUGUUGAGGAACUGGACAGCAGUUUGGAUGGAAGCCAGGGCUCUUCACUCAAACAGAGACUGGCAGAGUUCACUAGUGAAGGUGAGCAGAAGGAUAGACUGAAGAAGCCCAUACCAUCCAGUCUAAUCCAGACAUCACUGGCGGAUCGCUUCGGUCAGCUCCAAGAUGCUGAAAAUGCUUGGAUGAAAAAGAAAUCCAAUGUAGAUUUGGGGCCCAAGAUGUCGCUGGCAGACAGGAUGAAGAUCCUUAAAGACAAGGAGGAGCAGUGGAAGAACAAAGGCAAAGGAGCAGCCAAUGACUCGGUCCAGUUCACUGUGGCUGGACGCAUGGCCAAGAGAGGUCUUGUGACAGAUACCGGUAAGGAAGAGUCACCUCUUAGUUCCAUCAAGAGAUCUAAUGCCACGCCUGUGAAGCCACAACAAGAAAUCUCCAGUAGAGCCGAUGUCAAGGUGGAAGGCGAUAAAAGGCUCGACAAGCUAGAGUCUUUCCUCGACAAGCUCCACAAUAAAGGCGUGAGUAAGAGCAAGACAUCCACCGUCGAGGUGACAGCAGAGAUGGAGAAAGAAGUGAUGACCCUGGAUGAUGACGAGACGUUCGGCAACUUCUACAAAUCUGUCUCACCGUCCACACUCCUUGACUCCAGUGUGGUUAUGACAGAGGAGGACCUCAGCCAGAUCCAGGCCGAUACACCAAAGCUCACCUCAGCUGUAGCAGAACACAAGCGAGCAGUGCGACCAACGAGAAGGAACCAGGGCUCCAGGAACCCUCUGCGGGCUCUGGCUGCCCGCAACGACAUCCGCCAGGUCUACACCGAGCAGAGGCUUAAUGUAGCCUCGCUGGAGACCAAGAGGAUCCAAGUGGAGAGGAUGGCAAAACACUCCAAAACAAACCUGGCUGAUGUGGCAUUGGCAGGCCUCGCCAGCAAGGAGAACUUCCGCAAGAUCAGCCUGCGCAGUGUGAAAUCCACCGAUGUUGUGACCAACAACAGUACGCUGCCUUUCAACAAGCUCAUGCUUGUGCGCGUCAAAGGUCGGAGACACAUCCAGGUACGCCUUGUGGAGCCCACAGCCCACUCUCUCAACAGUGGCGACUGCUUCCUUCUCAUAACACCAAAGCACUGCUAUAUGUGGAGUGGAGAGUUUGCCAAUGUCAUUGAGAAAGCUAAGGCGUCGGAGAUGGCAGCGUUUGUUCAGGCUAAGAGGGACCUCGGGUGUAAGGCCUCCCAGGUGACAGUGCUGGAGGAGGGUAUCAACACUGACAGCAGAUGGGCCAAAGAGUUCUGGAGUCUACUGGGAGGACAUACCCAAUACAGAGGUGCAGGGGAGCCAGAGGAGGAUGAGCUGUAUGAGAGUGGGGUGGUAGACUCUAAUGGAGUAUACAGACUUCAGGGAGACAAACUGGUGCCUCAUGAAGAUGCCUGGGCCUCCAUCCCAAGUGUCUCCUUGCUCGACUCUAAAGAGGUCUUAGUGUUUGAUUUUGGCUCCGAAGUGUACGUAUGGCACGGGAAAGAUGUGCCCUUGGGUGACAGAAAAGUUGCCGUGAAACUGGGCAAACAGCUUUACAGUGGCAGCUAUGACUACAGCAGCUGCAGGGUCAACCCUUUAGAUGCUUCCUGCCUGAAUACGGAUGUGCCUAUGCAGGGGGAAGGUCGUCCGAGCUGGACUCUGUUUGGCCGGCUGUCGGAGCACAAUGAGACAUCCCUGUUCAGAGAGAAGUUCCUGGACUGGGCUGAGAGGAAGAAGGAGGAAGGUGCUCAAACUGAGGAAAUCAAGAGCCCAGUCCACUCUAUUGAACGCCCCCCACUGGACUUGGAACUGCAGCCAUGUGACGCCAAGGCCCUGCUGGACAACGAGCCAGAGCCGGUGAAGACCGUUCUGGAGGGGGUCAACGUGCAGCGGGGCCACGGCCUGGUGAGGUCAGAUGAUGGCAGACAGGCGGAGUUGGCCACAAUAGCUGUAGACGCCUGGCACAUCAAAGAGCACGGUGAGGAGGAACUGCCCAAAGAGAGCCUGGGCCAACUGCACGAGGGCGACGCCUACAUCAUUCGUUGGAAGUACUCUAUUACCACACUUGUGGGUAAGCGACAGAAACCCGGGGAGCUGAGCGCCGGUGCUCCUGGAAGAGAGAGGACUGCUUGUUUUUUCUGGCAAGGCCGUCACUCCAGCGUCAGUGAGAAAGGAACCUCGGCUCUAAUGACGGUGGAGCUGGGCAGCCACAGGGGGUCACAAGUGUUGGUGAGUGAGGGAAAAGAGCCGCCGUGCUUCCUCCAGCUCUUCCAGGGAGGUUUGAUCAUCCACAAGGGCAGCAGAGAAGACAGUGCCAAACUCACAGAUGGCUGGAGGUUGUUCUGUGUUCGUGGUGAGGCAGAGGUGGAGGCCUCACUGGUGGAGGUAGAUUGCCAGCAUGCCAGUCUGCGCUCUCGGGCUAGCCUGGUUCUUCUUAGUGCUCAGAAAGGUAUUCUCUACUUGUGGCAUGGCUGUAAAGCUCAUGACAGUGCCAGGCAGGUGGCCAAAAGAGCGGUGGACAAACUAACCGAGAGGUGUCCCUCAGAGUUAGGUCUGAGUAGCACCAGCAGCGUGACAGUUGAGGAGGUGGAGGAAGGAUCUGAACCUGCAGAGUUCAUUAAGGCUUUGGGCCCGCAGGACAAGAAGGCCUACGACUGUAUGCUGCAAGAUCCAGGGAAGUACAAUUACACACCGCGGCUGUUCUGGCUGAGCGCCAGCUCCGGGAUGUUCGAAGGGGAGGAGCAGCUGUGUCCAGCCAGGGUGAUGGAGGGAGUCAUGGCCAUGCCCUUCCUGCAGGAGAACCUCUACUCCGCACAACAGCCAGCCCUGUUCCUGCUGGAUAACCGUAUGGAGGUGUACCUGUGGCAGGGCUGGCAGCCCGAAGACACACAGUGUACCGGCUCUGCAAAGAUGCGCUGGAACAACGAGAGGAAGUGUGCCAUGGAGACCGUGCUGCAGUACUGCAAAGAAAAGAACCCUCGGCGCCCCCCUCUGGCAUAUCUGGUCCUGGCAGGCUGUGAACCUCUCACCUUCACCAACAUCUUCCCGUACUGGGAGAACAACACCAGUAUCACGUCAAAGACUGAGAACUCCAAGAACAAGGUGAUGCUAGUAAAGGAGGCGCUGUCUCAGCUCAGUAAGCAGCAGUACUCCAUCGAGGAGCUGACCAGCAAACCCCUACCAGAGGGAGUGGACCCUCUACGCCUGGAGGAUUACCUGUCUGACCAGGACUUCAAGACACUUCUUGAGGUGAGCCGAGUUGAGUUCAACGCUCUGCCAAACUGGAAGCAAAAGAAUCUGAAGAAAAGCAAAGGCCUGUUUUAAAACAUAUCUUUUUGUACACAAUUUUGUGCCCAUUCUUUUAUAUUCUCUAUAGCAGCUUUUCUUACAUUUUUUUAAUUCCAAGAAGAAAAUGAUGUCCUCAUUUUGUAAGGAUAAAGAAAAGCAUAUGUACAAUUUUGUUUAAAUGUUGAUCUAUUUUUGAAUAACAAUGCAAUUUUUAAUGUUUUUCUGCGUCACUGAAAUAUUUUAGCCAAUCAUUAUGUGCAAUUGUUAACCUUUUUUUGAUGGCAAGAUGUUUUCCUUGUAUGGUAAAAAAAAAAAAAGUUACC